UGUUUCACCAAUUUAUCCUUCCCGUAUUAUUAUUAUCUAUUAAAACAGUGCAUGCGCAAACAACUAAUUGUCAAACAAUUUUAGAUUUAAUAUUAAUUGUUGACGAUAGUGGUAGUGUUGCUGUAUCGGAUUUUGAACGUGCCAAGUCGGCUAUGGCUAAUCUCACAGAACGUUUAAAUAUUGGUCCACACAGAGUACAUAUUAGUAUUAUAAAAUAUUCAACAACAGUGGAAGAUUCAUAUAUAUUUAGCAAAACUGGUACAAAUCAAUUAAAAGGUGCAAUUGUUAACGUUAUAAAAAAUUUAAAGUAUACUGGUGGUAGUACAGCAACGGGUGACGCUAUCUCUCGUGCAAGACAAAUUUGUGAUAGAGAAUGUCGUGAGAAAACAGAAGCUAUACCAAGAGCUGUUGUAUUAUUUACUGAUGGUAAUAGUAAUACUGGUAAACCGGUAGGGCAAGAAAGUGCGUUAUUGCGUGAACAAACGAAAGCAACUGUAUUUGCUGUUGGUAUUGGCAGCGGUAUUAAUGAACUUGAAUUACAACUGAUUGCAACAAAACCUUAUGAAACAUAUGUAUUACGUUUAAGUAAUUAUUUACAAUUAACACAAGUAAUUAAUGAAGUAACAAUCAUUGCAUGUAAAGUACCAGCAUUUAUUGAAGUAGGUGUAGUUUAUAAAAGCGAGGUUGAACAAAACACUUAUCGUUUUUAUCAGGCAGAAAUAAAAGGGUUAAGAAAUGGUAUGGGUGGUUUUAUGGAAACAGCUGUUAAUGUUACAGCAGGUGAUGUAAAAGUUUAUACAUCAUUAACUGAACCAAAUCCAACAAGUGAUAAUAGUAGACAAGCUAUUGCAGAAGGCAAACGACAACAACAAGAUGGUAAAUCAACAGUUGAUAUUUAUAUAGAAUAUAUACCACCUGGUAGUACAAAAUUUUACACAAGUUUUAAAGGUUUAAAUAAUCAAAAUAAAUAUACAUUUAAAUCAAAAAUAACAGAUUUAAAUGGUGGUGUAAUUGGUUAA
Molecule: messenger RNA, 1019 nt
Organism: Didymodactylos carnosus
Lineage: Eukaryota; Metazoa; Rotifera; Eurotatoria; Philodinida; Philodinidae
Source: the annotation of a GenBank genome assembly